Messenger RNA from Entrophospora candida, 1899 nucleotides. NCBI's taxonomy places the organism in Eukaryota, Fungi, Glomeromycota, Glomeromycetes, Entrophosporales, Entrophosporaceae. The record is from the annotation of a GenBank genome assembly.
AUGACGCUGGAGCAAUACCAACAGCAACAAAAAUCAAGUAGUAGUAAUUUUAUCUUUAAAAAGCAUUAUAAUCGAGAAACUUCAACAUAUUUCAAUGAUGCCUACUCAAAAUACUAUGUUCCACGACCCGAAGAAAUUAUUGAAUUUCUUGUUCACCAUCACCAGUAUCCAAAAAAAACAGAUAAAGAUGAUUAUCUAAAAGUUAAAUGCCCAGUCUGUCGUCCAAAGAGAGAACAUUAUUAUUCCAUGAUGAUUAACAUAAAAAAUGGGACUUUUGAUUGUCCAUCUUGUUCAGUAAAGGGUGCUUGGAAUGACUAUCUGCAGAUGCUAAAUAAAACUGAAUUGUAUAAAAUUAUUUAUUCAAUAAAAAAUGCAUUUGAAGAAUCAAGUAUUGAAUUUACAAAAAAAUACAACGAUUUAGUAAACUAUAAAAAUGAAUUAAUGAAUCAUUCACAAGUUAUCGCUAAUAUUUUAGACAAAUUUAAAAUUACUUAUGAUACAUUAAGAGAUUAUGAAGUUGGUGUGGCAAGAUACAUCAAUAACAAUCCUACAGUUCCAAACAUUCCUCAAAGUUGGUUAAAGAAUCCCUCGGAUCUAAGAUAUGGUGAAUUAUGUAUAACAUUUCCAAGAAUUGCACCUUCUUUUAAAGACUUAAAAGAUUGCACAGAAUUAAAAACAUCUAUAGCAAGAAUUAAAGCCUGUUCAAUAAAUAGGGAUUUUGAAUUAGUGGCAUACGACCCACCAUCAUUUCAGGCAGGUCUUUUUGGUUAUCACUUGGCAUCAUUAGAGAUUGAAACGAUCAUUUUAGCUGGAAAUGAAUUUGAUGCAAUGGCAGCAUACCAGGAAACAAAAAUACCUGCCUUUUGUCUACCUACUGAAAAUAGCCAAUUACACCUUCAAAUUCUUCCUCUGUUACAAAGGUUUUCUAAAAUUUAUGUUUGGUUGGAUGAUGAUGUUAUUGGUCAAGACAUGUCAGAAAUGUUUGUCAAGAAGUUGGGGAUUGAGCGUUGUUUAAUAGUGAAUACACGUUGUGGCAGUUUAGAUGGACCUCUUAAUGCUAGUCAAGCAUUAAUAAUGGGAAGAAAUCUGAUUCAAAUACUUUCUAAUUCUAAACCAUUACCACAUGAACAAAUUAUUAAUUUUGAUCAUAUUAAAGAUGGAGUAUAUAGAGAAAUCAUUAAUCCAGACCAAGUUCGUGGUGUCAUGUCUAACGAUCUUCCUGCAUUAAACAAAACACUUAAAGGACAUCGUCCAGGUGAAAUGACCAUUUUUAGCGGUGGGACUGGCACAGGGAAAACCACCGUUUUAAGUCAACUUUCUUUAGAUUAUUGUAUAUCAGGUGUUAGUACAUUAUGGGGAAGUUUUGAAAUUCCAAAUGUAAGAUUGGCAAAAAAAAUGUUGCAACAAUUUGCUGAAAAAGAUUUAUCACAACACCCUGAAGAAUUUUCUGAAUGGGCUGCAAAAUUUCAACAGGCAAAUACAGAAAUUGAUACAGUCAUUGAAGCAAUGAAUCAUGCGACGUUUGCUUAUGACGUUCGACAUAUAAUUAUAGAUAAUUUACAAUUUAUGACAUCAGAUUUAUGUAGAUUCAAUGACAGAUGGGAAUAUCAUGAUCGUACCAUAUCAAAAUUUCGUAGCUUUGCAACCGAGAAAAAUGUUCAUAUCACAUUGGUGGUGCAUCCACGAAAAGAUAGCAGGGAUUUAUUUGAUGGUACACUAGCAUCUAUACCUAUCGAAUUUGUACCAGAAACUCUGAAGAUUAGACAAAUAGAUGAUCAUUUUAAUCCUAAUUCGCGAGGAAAACCACGUUCACCUUACAAAUCUAGACCAGUAAGAAAAGAUCCAUUUGCAUACACUAUAAAAGAUGUAGAUAUGAUCCCAUUAGAGGGGACAAUUUAG